Molecule: messenger RNA, 3069 nt
Organism: Daphnia pulicaria
Lineage: Eukaryota; Metazoa; Arthropoda; Branchiopoda; Diplostraca; Daphniidae
Product: cytosolic 10-formyltetrahydrofolate dehydrogenase-like
Exons: 18
Coding region: 164-2926 (920 amino acids)
Biological process (GO): one-carbon metabolic process; biosynthetic process; 10-formyltetrahydrofolate catabolic process
Cellular component (GO): cytoplasm
Molecular function (GO): formyltetrahydrofolate dehydrogenase activity; aldehyde dehydrogenase (NAD+) activity
Source: RefSeq, a predicted model, not a curated record
GCACAGAUAUCACAGAUAUCGUUUAGCGGUUCAAGGUUUCGGUCAAGUCUCUUGGGGGGUAAGACGCAUAUCGCCACACGGAACAACGUGAAUCAUCCCUUGAUCACACCUCCGAAGUCAAUCAAUCAGUAGUAACCUUCAGAUUUCUACCACAAGCGACGUAAUGCAAUCUGGGAAAGAAACCUUACACGUCGCCAUCAUCGGCCAGAGUCUCUUCGCCGUCGAAGUUUACAAAGCCGUCAAAUCUAAUGGACAUCGCAUUGUCGGAGUCUUUACUAUUCCUGACCAAGGAAGCAAAGAGGAUCCGCUUGCAACAACUGCUAGUCAAGAUGGCGUGCCUGUUUUUAAGUUCAAGGCUUGGAGACAAAAAGGUCAAAUCAUUCCGGAGGUGCUGGAGCAAUACAAAUCAGUUGGGGCCAAUCUCAACGUUCUUCCGUUUUGCUCACAAUUCAUUCCAAUGGAAGUAAUUGACUUUCCGCAGCAUAAGAGUAUUGUUUAUCAUCCGUCUAUCCUUCCCCGUCACCGUGGCGCUAACGCAAUCGCUUGGACUCUGAUCGAAGGAGAUGCUAAAGCUGGGUUAUCUAUUUUCUGGGCCGACGAUGGACUUGACACGGGACCAGUGCUGCUGCAAAGAGAAUGUGAUGUUCUCGAAGACGAUACCCUGGAUUCUUUGUAUAAAAGAUUCAUGUAUCCUGAAGGAAUCAAAGCCACGGUGGAUGCCGUAGAACUCAUUGCCAUGGGAACUGCUCCCGUCCUUGUGCAACCACUAGAAGGAGCCACUUAUGAUCCCGCGCUCAACAAAAAAGAUCUUCAACAGGUCAAAUUUACUUUAAGUGGCCAACAAUUGCACAAUUUUAUCCGUGGCUUGGAUAGUUCACCUGGCGCUUGGACUUGCGUAUCAUUGGAAGAGCCUAAUGAAUCAACCGUCUGGCAAGAAAUCCGGCUUUACGGUUCCCAACUUUUUAAGGAAGCUUCCGUGCCUUCCGGACGACCGAUUUAUUUCCAAGGAAACGACAAAGCUGGCAUACAGUGGGAUAAUGGAGUGCUUAUUCCAGGCCAAGAUGGCAAAUGGGUCAAUGUGCAACGCAUUAGCGUCGAAGGUAAAGUUAUGAAGGCGGCCAAUUAUGGCCAACAAGCGGACAGUUCCGCUUCGGCUGCUGUCGAACUGACGGAAGACGAAAAGGCCAAACAAGAGGUCAUUCGUCAAGUGUGGAAGAGCAUUUUGAGUGCUGACGUUAGCGACGACACUGAUUUUUUCGGUGCCGGAGCAGGUUCGAUGGAUGUUGUACGACUGGUGGAAGAGCUCAAAGACAAAAUUGGCGUCACCUUGGAAAAUGAGGACGUAUUUAUGGCCACUAAAUUCAGUGAGCUUAUCCAGUGCGUUAUCUCUAAGCUACGAGGAGACGGGUCUGAUGGAUCCGGAAAAAUUGAAUACGAUCCCGUCAUUUUGACAGUUAAUAACAGGGAAAUUCGCUUUCCUCACCAACAAUUUAUCAACGGAAAAUUCAUGGAUGCCGCCAGUGGGAAAACUACGGCCAUCAUAAACCCAAACGACGAGUCCGUCAUUUGUCAUGUGUCUAGUGGCGGAGUUGAGGAUGUACAGAAAGCUGUGGAAGCUGCCCGAUUAGCUUUUGAGGAAGGUGAAUGGGGAAAAAUGAACGCCCGAGAUCGCGGACGUCUUCUUUUCAAAUUGGCUGACUUAAUGGAAGAACACAAAGAAGAGUUGGCCACUAUCGAAUCAAUUGAUUCGGGUGCCGUGUACACGUUAGCGCUUAAAACUCAUGUCGGCAUGUCUAUCGAUACUUGGCGCUACUUUGCAGGUUGGGCUGACAAGAUUCAUGGUUCCACAAUCCCAGUGAACAAUGCGCGACCAAACAAGAAUUUCACCUUUACCAGACGAGAACCUGUUGGUGUCUGCGGCUUAGUUACACCUUGGAAUUAUCCCCUGAUGAUGCUUUCGUGGAAAAUGGCAGCUUGCUUAGCAGCGGGAAAUACAGUGGUUCAUAAGCCGGCUGAAGUUUGUCCCUUAACAGCUUUGAAGUUCGCUGAAUUGGCUGCUAGAGCUGGAAUCCCUCCCGGUGUCAUCAAUAUCGUCACAGGAAAAGGAAGUAUUAUCGGACAAGCAUUGGCUGAACAUCCGGUGGUAAGGAAACUGGGUUUCACUGGAAGCACAGAAACGGGCAAAAUUGUCAUGCGUGCCUGUGCCGAUUCCAAUUUGAAAAAGACUUCAUUAGAACUCGGAGGUAAAUCUCCGUUCAUCAUUUUCUCCGACUGCGACAUCGAUCGAGCUGUCCGCUUGGGUAUGAGUAGCGUGUUUUUCAACAAGGGUGAAAAUUGCAUCGCUGCCGGUCGUUUGUUUGUGGAGAGAAGCAUUCACGACGAAUUUGUAAAACGAGUGCUGGUUGAAAUCAACAAAAUGUCUAUCGGCGAUCCAUUGGACCGUGGAACGCAACACGGUCCUCAGAAUCACAAAGCGCAUUUGGAUAAGCUGGUGGAAUAUUGCGACACUGGUGUGAAAGAAGGAGCGACAUUAGUCACUGGAGGCAAACGGGCCGACAGACCGGGCUUCUUCUUUCUCCCGACCGUGUUUACUGAUGUGCAAGAUCAUAUGUAUAUCGCCAAAGAGGAGUCAUUUGGACCAGUCAUGAUCGUUUCUCCAUUCGAAAAUGGGGAUGUGGAUGGUGUUUUGCGUCGUGCCAACGCAUCCGAAUACGGUUUAGCAUCCGGUGUAAUCACCCGAGACCUGAGUAAAGCUCUAUACGUCACGGAAAAGCUGCAGGCAGGUACCGUGUUCGUCAAUACUUAUAACAAAACAGACGUGGCAGCUCCAUUUGGCGGUUUCAAACAAUCUGGAUUCGGAAAAGAUUUGGGUGAAGAAGCGCUGAACGAAUACCUAAAGACCAAGUGUGUGACUAUUGAAUAUUGAUAGUUUCCAUGAUAUUCUACCCCAUUAUUAUUAUCUAGCGUAGUCCCUCUAGUAGCUUGUGCAAAUUAAUGCCCCAUCCCAUAUAGCUGUGCAAUUGGUAAUUCAUAUCUAUCCAACAGUUCAAUAAAUGGAGUUUGGUUAAA